CUCAUUUGUUCCAGGACAGUUACAGACUGUUGCAUUCUCUAGGUGGAAGUAACUUUUAGUCCCAGUGUCCAUACCUACCACAGAAGGGCUGAGGAAGCCUGGAAAGGCGACACCUAGGGUCUAAAACAGACCACACCCAACAGAAGCGACACCCCGGGCUCCAGCCGGCUCUAAAACAGAUCACACUCAACAGAAGCGACACCCCGGGCUCCAGCCGGCUCUAAAACAGACUACACUCAACAGAAGCGACACCCCGGGCUCCAGCCGGCUCCCGUACAGCCUGAAAGCGGAUGCGGAGCAGGCAACAUCACUUCCGGGGCAAACAGCAGCUAUGACCGCCAACGCGGAGCUGAGGCGGCGCCCCGGAGUUGGGGUCGGCGUGGUGGUGGUGAGCUGCGAGCAUCCUCGCUGCGUCCUUCUGGGGAAGAGGAAAGGGUCGUUUGGAGCCGGCAGUUUCCAGCUUCCCGGGGGCCAUUUGGAAUUCGGUGAGACCUGGGAAGAGUGCGCUCAGAGGGAAACCUGGGAAGAGGCUGCGUUGCACCUGAAAAACGUGCGCUUUGCGUCUGUGGUCAAUUCUUUUGUUGAGAAGGAGAAUUACCAUUAUGUCACCAUAUUAAUGAAAGGAGAGGUGGACAUGGCUCGUGAUUCAGAGCCAAAGAAUAUGGAACCUGAAAAAAAUGAAAGUUGGAAGUGGAUUCCAUGGGAAGAAUUUCCCCCAUCAGACCAGCUUUUCUGGGCUCUCCGUUGUUUAAAAGAGCAAGGCUACGACCCAUUUAGAGAGGACCUGAACCACUUGGACGGGUAUAAAGGAGAGCACCUCAAAGGAGCUAGGACAAUUCCUUGA
Molecule: messenger RNA, 844 nt
Organism: Peromyscus eremicus (cactus mouse)
Lineage: Eukaryota; Metazoa; Chordata; Mammalia; Rodentia; Cricetidae
Gene: Nudt15
Product: nudix hydrolase 15
Exons: 4
Coding region: 332-844 (170 amino acids)
Biological process (GO): dGTP catabolic process
Cellular component (GO): cytosol
Molecular function (GO): 8-oxo-7,8-dihydrodeoxyguanosine triphosphate pyrophosphatase activity
Source: RefSeq, a predicted model, not a curated record